Trichosporon asahii var. asahii CBS 2479 is the source of this 1086-nucleotide messenger RNA. RefSeq lists its product as uncharacterized. NCBI's taxonomy places the organism in Eukaryota, Fungi, Basidiomycota, Tremellomycetes, Trichosporonales, Trichosporonaceae. The coding region runs from base 1 to 1086 and encodes 361 amino acids. The record is from RefSeq and is a predicted model, not a curated record. The transcript has a single exon.
AUGGCCACGAUCGACCACCUCUUCUUCCCACACAUCAUCGAUAUCAUAUGGCUGUAUCUCGACUACGAAGGCCAGAUUGCCGCUCGAGCAGCGUGCAAGGAUUGGAGGGACCGCGCCGACGCAAGGCUGAACCACAUCGUUAUCUCGUGUUCUGAGCGACCCAGAUUUCCCCACAUAUUCGACAUCUCCACCCGCGACUUGACUCAACCUUUUUCCUCUCGCGCUUGGCUGGGAUCCAUGUUCCAUUGGCACAAUAUACGUGAUCACGAGUGGGAAUGCGGCUGUAAUCGGCGCCAGUGCCCUCAGCUCGUUCUUCAUGAAAGCGAAAGGCUGGCUGUCCACCUUGAGCGCACUGGCCUAUCAACUACAGCGGCGGUGGAUCUUGUCGGCUUCGGCUUAGAUUGGCCGCGCGUCCCGCCUGAUUUGAGUUGUAACAGUCUUCUUAGCACUGUUCUUGUCGAGUCGGACUGCACGAUACGAUGUUACGGUGCCCUCCCCGACCUCUCAGACUUCAAAGAUUGCUGUUACGCUUACAACCAUGAUUUCUUGGAUUGUCCACCGUCGCUGGUCGACGUUUGCAUGAUGACGCUUGAACCGGAUAUGCCAAUCGACACACUGUCAUCAACGGAGCUAUCAAUGCGUGUAGACGUCCAAGUCGCCAACUAUCUUUGCCUCACGGAUCCCACUGCCUCCUAUCCAAAUCUGUCUACGGUUUGGAGCGAGUAUCGUGAUGAUGAGGUGUGCCCCGUGACCGUCAUCUUUCACAACGGCAUGCCUCGACACGAUCACACUCCGCCAAGCAAGCAGCCGGAUCUCGUAGCAGCAUAUGCCGAUCUCAUCCAUGGCGGUAAUGAGGUCAUCAUUGUCGGCCUGGAGGAGUUCCUGGAUUCCAACGAUAUUCCAGAGUACAUCGAGACCGUCGAACGCGAGGUUCUGAGAGGACGCCGCAUUUACGAUUAUGAAGAAGAAGACGACGUAUGGUGGGUCCCCGAGAAGUCAUGCUUGGACAACUUGUUCUUCAUGACUCAUGAAGAGUAUCGAGACCACGUCGGCGAGGACAUGUACCGCAUUCAUGCUGUGAGAUAG